GUCUCCGUGGGGUCUCUGCCAUCCUGGCCAUGAACCUGGAGCCACCCAAGGCCGAGGUCCGGUCGGCCACCAGGGUGACUGGGGGGCCUGUCACUCCCAGGAAAGGGCCCCCCAAAUUUAAGCAGCGGCAAACCAGGCAGUUCAAGAGCAAGCCCCCCAAGAAAGGCGUCCAAGGGUUUGGGGAUGACAUCCCUGGAAUGGAAGGCCUGGGAACAGACAUUACGGUCAUCUGCCCAUGGGAGGCCUUCAACCACCUGGAGCUGCACGAACUGGCCCAGUACGGCAUCAUCUAGCACGAGAGCCUGACCCGGAGUCCCAGGGCCCUACCCCCUGCUGCCCGCUCCGACCCCUGGUCAGGAUUCCUGUGAGGAAGCCCAUCCCCCUGAGGGUGUCCGGAUUGUCCAGUUUGUGUUUGGAGACCCUUGCAAGGUGACAACCUUGGGACCCUAGAUGCUAGUUACCAGAAGCCUCCUGUCUCCCUGCAGGACAUCUCGGGCCCGGUCAGGCCCUGCUUAACUUCCAGAGGCCCACAGAUCUUCUUUUAGGGCUGGAAAGCCAGAGCAGGGCUCCCAGAAAUGUCCCUCACCCCCUGCUCCCGUCCUGCUAUCUGGUGGUGAGGACAAGCCCCCCUCGCCAGUCCUUCCCAGCUGGUGCCCUUGGGUUGGUGGCUGGAGGUGGGGGGGGGGCGGUGUCCCGGUGGCAUCAGCAAGAGUGCAGCACCCCUCCAAACCCCUCGCGCCAGCAGGAAACUUGACCUCCCCUCCACGGCCCACGCUUGCUGUCCGUGUUGCAAAAUAAAGUCAGCACGCCUCCCCUC
This is a messenger RNA of Neofelis nebulosa (Clouded leopard), 817 nucleotides long. It is a transcript of the gene PDE6G, whose product is annotated as phosphodiesterase 6G. Lineage: Eukaryota; Metazoa; Chordata; Mammalia; Carnivora; Felidae. Gene Ontology annotation, cellular component: photoreceptor outer segment membrane. The record is from RefSeq and is a predicted model, not a curated record. Gene Ontology annotation, molecular function: 3',5'-cyclic-nucleotide phosphodiesterase activity; cGMP binding. The transcript has 3 exons. Gene Ontology annotation, biological process: visual perception; positive regulation of epidermal growth factor receptor signaling pathway; positive regulation of G protein-coupled receptor signaling pathway. Bases 30 to 293 code for a protein of 87 amino acids.